This is a messenger RNA of Pecten maximus, 2637 nucleotides long. RefSeq names its product mucin-5AC-like. The transcript is spliced from 6 exons. The coding region runs from base 61 to 1926 and encodes 621 amino acids. The record is from RefSeq and is a predicted model, not a curated record. Lineage: Eukaryota; Metazoa; Mollusca; Bivalvia; Pectinida; Pectinidae.
CCACAUUAACACGGGUUUAUGUGAUGUGUAACGUACCCUGUACUAUUUAUAGAGCAUUUAAUGCUCGGAUCAACACCCCGUCAUACCGACAGAAGUCACAGUAACAUGGCGUGUCUUCACCAUCUUCUCGUCUCCUUGCUGGCUCUACUACAAGUUAAUGCUCAGAAUGAUUGUCAGCUAUUGGGGAGUGUUGUUUACGGAUAUCCAAUAAGUCAGAUAUGUUCUGGCGAAACUGCAACCGGCAGGAGCGUUCUGAUAGAUAUGUACGAUUCCAGUGACACCAACAUGUGUGGAUGCACGGCCGUGGUGAGCUCUCCAACAGGCAUCGCAUCUCUGUCUCUGGCGAAUUUCGAGAACCUUCAACCACCCUCAUCAUGUGGCUCCUCCAUUUCGAUCGAUGUCAUUUCCGGCGGAAGUAUCGUGGGACAGUGUAAUGCGGUGGGAGGAGAGGUGUCUGUAGCAGACGGUGACGUCAUCAUGAUCAAUCUAAACAGACCACCACAGACUGAUUCCAGAUACUGCCUGUUAUUGACAUUGGAUACUGUAUCGUCGGCGCUUUCAAUCACCUGUCCUAAAGCCACUAUAACUACAACAACGACAACUCCAAACCCCACAACAACUCCAAAACCAACCACAACAACUCCAAAACCAACCACAACAACUCCAAAACCAACCACAACCACUCCAAAACCAACCACAACAACUCCAAAACCAACCACAACAACUCCAAGACCAACCACAACAACUCCAAAACCAAACACAACAACUCCCAAACCAACCACAACAACUCCCAAACCAACCACAACAACUCCCAAACCAACCACAACAACUCUCAAAGCAACAACAACUCCCAAACCAACCACAACAACUCCAAAACCAACCACAACAACCCGAAAACCGACCACAACAACUCCAAAACCAACCACAACAACCCGAAAACCAACCACAGCAAUCCCAAAUCAAACUACAAAAACUCCAAAACCUAUCACAACAACCCCAAAGCUUACACCAACAACUGCAAAACCAACCACAGCAACCACCACAACACCCCCAAAAUCAACAUUGCGUACUCUUCGACCUCUCCCUACAACUGCUUCGCCAUCGCCCGUCCUCCCUACCACCAAGAUGACGACGACAACGACGACGACGACCCCCACCACCACUACAGCAACAAAACCAACGACAACCAUUCCACUGUCGUCUCCAUCAGAUAGCACUGGCGGUUCCGGUGAAGUUGUUGACGACUUUGAGAGAAACCAACACAACUUGAAAAUCAUCAUUCCUACUGUAACUGGGGCUUUCCUGUUGCUAGUUCUGCUGAUAAUUUGUUGUUCGUGUUGUACCAGAAACGAGAAGAAAAAGGCAGAGAAACAGGAACCGCUAAUGAGGCCCGAGGGCAAAUAUAACGUCAGAGGUUUAAACCGAUCUAAACACCCAGUCCAAGCUCAGUACAUUCGAGAUGAUGGGCAAUACAACCGCGGAAUGACGGAGAAUGUUUUAUACGACAAUUCCGAGGACAUUCCCAGGGACUCGGGUACCGUCCUGGUGAAAAGUGAUCCGGAAAUAAUCACCAGUUUUGCUUCGUUAGAAAGACUUUACUCCGCAGGGAAAGGUACCCCUGAUCAACAACAUCAGGCAGAGGAAAGCCCCGUCGCCAUGGCAGAGGAACUGGAAGUUCCCGAUACAAACGAGCCGAAUGUGGAUGUGGGAAACAUCGACAACAACACAACUGUAAUAAUUGAACGAGACUCCACUGCGGGGGUCGGAACUACGUCAUACUAUAGUGAAAGCACAUUUGAUAGUUUGCGUAGUUCACAAAGUGCGGCAGAUCGGGAUGAACAUAUUGCGAUUGACCAGGAAACACCAUUGUACGCAAUUGUGAACAAAAGACCUUCUGACAAGCAUAUAACGUAUCUGAAGGUAUGAAAUGACUAUCAGCCAAAAGUUUCUAGGCUAGAAGAGAACAUCUUAUAUAUCACUACACUUCAAGCAGUGCUCCGUGUAAUAGGAUUACAUUUUACUACUGAACUCCAUUCCAUGAACCGUGUAUAUGAUUAUAAAUCACUACAUUCCUUACCGUGUUCUGUGCCAUAAACUUAUAGUUUUCUGUUGCUGCACUCUUUACCAUGAUCCAUGUCAUUUGAUUAUGUAUCGUACCUCCUUAUGCCGUGAUCUGAGUGUCAUAGGAUUAAAUUCUUCUAACGCUGCACUCUUUACCAUGAUCAAUGCCAUAACAUUAUGUAUGGCACUCUAUUAAAUUCCUCUAACGCUGCACUCUUUACCAUGAUCCAUGCCAUAACAUUAUGUAUGGCACCUCUAUUUAAUUCUUCUAACGCUGCACUCUUUGCCGUCAUCAGUAUCAUCAGAUUAUAUAUCACUGCAAUUUAUAUCGUGAUCCAUGUCAUGAUAAUAUAUAUUGCUUUACCUAAUAUCGUGAUAGGUAUGUCAAAAACAUUAAGUCUUCUACCGCUGAACUCCAUGCCGUGAUCCUUAAGAUACAUAUAACUGAAAAGUGCACCGUGUCAUGUUAUUAAAUAUCAACACUCAGGCUGCGUAAAGAGUAUUAUACUGUCAAUAUUCGGAUUUCUGUUGUAUGAAGAAUGAAAAUGAAAUAAACGCAAUGAUGUCCUAUCUGUA